Messenger RNA from Candidozyma duobushaemuli, 2439 nucleotides. RefSeq lists its product as uncharacterized. The record is from RefSeq and is a predicted model, not a curated record. The transcript has a single exon. Lineage: Eukaryota; Fungi; Ascomycota; Pichiomycetes; Serinales; Metschnikowiaceae. Gene Ontology annotation, molecular function: protein binding. The coding region runs from base 1 to 2439 and encodes 812 amino acids.
AUGAGUGGCUACUCAGGAUCCCCCAACCUGCCUCCACACUCGGCGUCUCUGGACCACCUUGAUCUCAGAUCAACUCCACAGUUGGACGUGCCAUUGGUGGCUGAUCUGGAGCCAAGAAGCAAAUACAAAGAGCAGCUUCGAUACCUUGCUAAUUCGGGGUUUUUGGGUGAGAACAGCGCCGUGGGAAUAUCAGUGCCUAAUACUUUCAAGCAUAAGAAACACCCAAACGCAAAGACCAAGGAUCGGAUUGGCAUGGCACCUCUUGAUGAAAGCAGAGAUCCACCAAGGGAACCCCUGCCGCAGCCUGUGAAAACAAGCACGUUGAAGGGUCUCAAUGUCCAGGGCGAGUCGUCCAAACAUAACGAAACUCCAUCGUGGAUGCCUCAGGUUCUACGGGACGAGUGGCUGAAGGGCAAUGCAACCGCUGCAGAGGAAAACGGUCAGAAUAGUGCUGCAAAUCUUGAUUUUUUGGGCUCCGCCGAUGCUGGCACAUUUAUCCACAACCCCCAAAACUCUCAGGAGCAGCCAAUCACGCCAAUGUGGAAGCGGAUGUCCAAGGACUACCAGCUGAACACGCGAGCCGAGCCUCUCCAAAGCAUUUUCCAGUCCCAUGACGAGUCAAAGCAGCAUUCAAGUUUAAAUCCAUCCCAGUCAAAAUCCAUGUCACACCUCAAUGGCAAGAACAACAAUAAUAAUUCGAGAACCGGGAACUCAGCAGGGUUUUCAUAUUCCUCCGCUUUUUCAACUCCAGUGGCUACAAAAGAGGGCGAUAUACACUUGACUCAGCAGCAGAUCCACCAAUUGGAGGACAUUCUCGAGAAGGCAAAGGAUAAGCCGGAUGACUAUGAGAUCAAGGGCUCCCCCCUCAAGCUAUUCGGCAGCGACUAUGACACCUUCACAAAAGUCUUCCUUUCGAAAUUCGUCGAUAAGGUUCGUUCCACCACAAAUAGCGCCCAAAAGACAACGCGGAGUAUGUCCAACAUGCAACCUCCCGUCCCCAAGUUGGAAAUUCAGAAGUUUACGAGAGCAGGCGACUACACCGAUCAAGAUUUUAUGGAUAAUGCCAACAAUGUCUUUGCACAUAUUCAGCAAAGAGGUUACAAACCUAAUCAUCUAUCGAACGGACCAGACCACAGUACGAGCUUCCAGCGGUCUAUUGAGCACAACACAGUAACCUCCACGCCGAAAGCCGACAAGGUCAAUGACAUUGAUGUUAUUGCACCCCUUGACGAAUAUUCUUCCUUCUCGACAAACUUUGGUGACAGCUCCGAGGAAUCCCAAUACCAAGCACAACGCAAUGAUACCACUAACCAUCAAAACGAAUACACCUCAUUCGACAGAUCCUUGACUUCCAAGAGCAAUGGGCCUGAACCAGCGCAUGAGAGGCCCGAAGCACCUGCUGACAAUGCCAGUGUUUACACUUUUGAUGAGGCAAGUGAUGCUGGCUCUGACGAAAACUCCAUACCUGAAGAGCCCACUUUGGAUAUGGAAGAACCUCUAGAGAAUACGAAGAUCAGAUCACAUCAAGGCUCCGACAAACUCUCGGUUCAAGUGCCAGCAAAUCAAUUCGUUAGCUCCAUGUCUUCUGUCAAGCGUCACACCAAGGAGUCAGACCAGCGCCCAAAUUCUAUGGAACAAGAUUUCGAGUUCAGCGAUGAUGAUGAUCAAGGGGUGCCACCCAUUGUGUGGAAGAGGCCUUCUCGGUUGAGGCUCUCAAAUGAAGAAGCAAGGUCAAGAGUCAUGCUGAAUAGUAAUUUGGAGAACCAGAUUGCCAAAGGGACUGUCAAGCCAGGAAAAUUCCCAGAACAGUAUGGCAAUAUGGUGUACGACAACCGCAACAAUAGAUGGGUCUCGAAUGACAAAGAAAAUGAUUACCCUGGCAGUCUUGAUUCCAUCCUCGACCUACCAACAGAAUCUCAAGCAGCUAACGAUGCAGACGAAAGAGAGACUAAAGAAGUCAGUAUUUUGAAGCUGUCUAGAAAAACAUCGGUGAGGGACAAAAACUUGGAGGUCUCUUUUCAAAUCCCAGAUCGGUCAGUCGAAAGCCUGCCGCAGCAUCGUCAAGACUUCGAUGUCACUAAGCUCUCUGAUGUCGGAGAGAUUACUUUUUCUCAAACUCAUAAAAGACUCAUUUCGAUAAUAACGGGAAUAGCUGCUUCAAGCGCUUGGAACGAAAUUGACGUCAUUGAUUUGUCAAACCAACAGCUAGAAAGUGUUGAGGGGUUGCAGAAAUACCUUCCUAAUGCCACCAAGAUCGAUUUAUCGGCAAAUUACCUUAGAUUUGUCCGCGGAAUUCCUUCCGGUUGUCUCGAUUUAAACCUUUCUCAGAAUUCUAUCGAUGGCAUGUCUUCUUUUGCUGAUUUCCGUGACUUGCAGGUGCUCGAUAUUUCCUCCAAUUCCCUAGAGAAUCUUACCCCUUUACUUCAAGCAUACACCUAA